Messenger RNA from Cyprinodon tularosa, 1133 nucleotides. Its product is annotated as E3 SUMO-protein ligase ZBED1-like. Lineage: Eukaryota; Metazoa; Chordata; Actinopteri; Cyprinodontiformes; Cyprinodontidae. The record is from RefSeq and is a predicted model, not a curated record. Bases 18 to 1133 code for a protein of 371 amino acids. The transcript is spliced from 4 exons.
AUGUUGUGGAACACCUUAUGGCAGUAGCCAGAGAGUGGGGAAUCGAAGAAAAAGUUGCGUCCCUGACUACGGAUAGUGCGCGUAAUAUGGUAGCGGCUGCCAGACUACUGCCUUUUGAACACAUACCCUGCAUGGCACAUAGCGUGCACCGGGCUGUCACCGUGUCACUUCAAAACAGCCCUUUUGACUUGGCACUGGCGAAAUGCCGAAAAUUUGUCGGCCACUUCAAACAUAGCCCGGCAAAUGCCUCCGAGCUUCAACAGCAACAGGCUGCUCACAAUCAAAAACAAGAAGCCCUAACGCAGGAAGUGCUAACCCGGUGGAACAGCACUCUGGAGAUGGUAAAGAGAGUCAACCGGAAUGUCGAACCACUGCGGGAUGCACUGGCACUACACCCCACGAAAAUAGCCAUGCCAACUGCUGCUGAACUGGAAAAAACAAAGAAACUGGAAACUGCGUUGGAGCAUUGCAGGUAUGUUUCUGAUCUUCUGGGAGGAGAGAUGUAUACGUCUUGCUCUGUGGUCCUGCCAGCAUUAUGUCACCUCUCCAGAGUGAUGGACGCCACCGAAGAUGACCCAGUAUAUAUGUUCAAGUUCAAGGCAACCUUCAAAGCUGACAUGGAUGACCGCAAGGACAAGUUCAACACCACAUGGCUGCGCAUAGCAACAGCACUUGAUCCGAGGUUUAAAGACCUAAAGUGUCUCAGCAAACCUGACCGGGUUCACGUGUGGGAUUCCAUCUGCACCUUGCUCAGGGAGAUGGAGAGCAGGACGCAUGCAGAGCUGGAUGACCAUAGUACACCCGAGCCAGCAAAGAAGAAACCAGCUCUCAUGCUGGCAGAGGAGUCUUCAUCGGAUGAAGAGGAAGACAAUGUGGAGCGGUGCAUUGAUCGCUACAAGGCAGAGCCCAUGAUAAGCAUAGAUGAUUGUCCACAAGAGUGGUGGUCCACACAUGCAGCAUCCCACAGUGAGUUGGCCUCUCUUGCACAGAGGUACUUGGCAACGCCUGCAACAUCAAUGCCGUCUGAUGGUUAUUGGGCUGCAGUCAGCACCAGUAAUGGCCUUAAUUUGGGUAGAGGAUCGUCCUGUGUCUUGACGUUCAGCCAAUCGGAUCCUGCGGCUCACAGCUGGUGA